UUGUAACUCCAGAAGCAAUGCCUGUACAAGCUCCACAAUGGACGGAUUUCCUUUCCUGCCCAAUUUGCACUCAGACUUUCGACGAAACAAUUCGAAAGCCCAUCAGUUUGGGCUGUGGCCAUACUGUCUGCAAAAUGUGCCUGAAUAAACUCCAUCGUAAGGCUUGCCCAUUUGACCAGACCACUAUCAAUACGGACAUUGAGCUCCUUCCUGUGAACUCAGCAUUACUGCAGCUAGUGGGUGCUCAGAUCCCUGAGCAACAACCCAUUACUUUGUGUAGUGGGGUUGAAGAUACAAAGCAUUAUGAGGAAGCCAAGAAAUGUGUAGAAGAAUUAGCAUUGUACCUGAAACCACUCAGCAGUGCGAGAGGAGUGGGCCUGAAUAGCACUACUCAGAGUGUUCUGAGUCGCCCAAUGCAGAGAAAACUUGUAACUCUGGUCCAUUGCCAGCUAGUGGAAGAAGAAGGCAGGAUCCGUGCUAUGAGGGCUGCUCGAUCUUUAGGUGAACGCACAGUUACAGAGCUCAUUCUCCAGCACCAGAAUCCUCAGCAACUCUCUUCUAACCUCUGGGCAGCAGUCAGAGCUCGGGGCUGCCAGUUCCUUGGACCAGCGAUGCAGGAGGAAGCUCUGAAGCUGGUCUUGCUGGCCUUGGAAGAUGGUUCUGCAUUAUCACGGAAAGUGUUGGUUCUCUUUGUGGUACAAAGACUGGAGCCACGUUUUCCUCAAGCCUCUAAAACCAGCAUUGGACAUGUUGUUCAGCUCCUCUACAGAGCCUCCUGCUUCAAGGUCACCAAACGUGAUGAAGACUCUUCUUUGAUGCAGCUGAAAGAAGAAUUUAGGACUUAUGAAGCUCUGAGGCGAGAACAUGACUCCCAGAUAGUGCAAAUUGCUAUGGAAGCUGGCUUAAGGAUUGCACCAGACCAGUGGUCCUCUCUGCUCUAUGGGGACCAGUCUCAUAAAUCUCAUAUGCAGUCUAUUAUUGACAAGUUGCAGACCCCUGCCUCUUUUGCACAGAGUGUUCAGGAACUAACAAUUGCUCUCCAGCGGACUGGAGAUCCAGCGAAUUUGAACCGACUAAGACCCCAUUUGGAGCUACUAGCAAACAUUGACCCUAGUCCAGAUGCUCCUCCUCCAACAUGGGAACAGCUAGAAAAUGGACUGGUUGCUGUACGUACAGUAGUCCAUGGACUGGUUGAUUAUAUCCAGAACCACAGCAAAAAAGGAGCAGAUCAACAACAGCCUCCACAGCAUAGCAAAUACAAAACAUACAUGUGUCGAGAUAUGAAGCAAAGGGGAGGAUGCCCUCGUGGGGCCAGCUGUACGUUUGCACAUUCGCAGGAAGAACUGGAAAAAUUUCGUAAAAUGAACAAACGUCUGGUUCCCAGAAGACCUUUGAGUGCCUCUUUGGGUCAACUUAAUGAGGUGGGCCUGCCUUCAGCACCCAUACUUCCCGAUGAAAGCACAGUGGAUUUGCCCAGCAGAAAACCUCCUGCACUCCCAAAUGGAAUUGUAUCGGCAGGGAACACAGUGACACAGCUGAUUCCUCGUGGGACAGACCCCAGCUUUGAUUCCACUCUGAAACCAGUAAAGCUAGACCACCUGAGCAGCAGUGCUCCAGGGUCCCCUCCAGACCUGCUGGAAUCUGCCCCUAAGAGUAUUUCUGCCUUACCUGUGAAUCCACAUCCUGUACCUCCAAGGGGGCCAACAGAUCUGCCUCCCAUGCCUGUCCCCAAACCAAUUCAGAUGGUGCCUCGAGGUUCUCAGCUAUAUCCAGCACAGCAGGCAGACGUUUACUACCAGGAUCCCCGAGGAAGUGCCCCAGCUUUUGAGACAGCACCUUAUCAGCAGGGUGUGUACUAUACCCAGCCAACAUGUGUGUCCCGCUUUGUCCGACCUCCACCGUCUGCUCCUGAAUCUGCUCCUCCCUACUUGGAUCAUUACUCACCCUACCUCCAAGAUCGUGUCAUAAACUCUCAGUAUGGCACACAGCCACAACAGUACCCACCUAUGUAUCCACCUCACUAUGAUGGCCGCCGCGUAUACCCUGCUCAGUCUUAUACAAGAGAGGAGCUGUUCCGGGAAAGCCCUAUACCCAUUGACAUUCCAUCUGCAGCAGUGCCGUCCUAUGUACCUGAGUCCAGAGAACGAUACCAACAGGUGGAGGGCUACUACCCAGUGGCUCCUCAUCCAGCUCAGAUCAGACCUUCAUACCCCAGGGAUCCUCCUUAUAGUCGACUUCCUCCUCCUCAACCCCAUCCUAGUCUGGAUGAGCUACAUAGAAGGCGGAAGGAAAUAAUGGCCCAACUAGAAGAAAGAAAGGUUAUCUCUCCGCCUCCUUUUGCACCUUCACCAACAUUGCCUCCUGCGUUCCAUCAAGAGGAAUUUUUGGAUGAAGACUUGAAGGUAGCCGGAAAAUACAAAGCAAAUGAUUAUAGCCAAUAUUCUCCUUGGUCAUGUGAUACCAUCGGCUCCUACAUUGGAACCAAAGAUGCAAAACCCAAAGAUGUUGUGGCAGCAGGGAGUGUGGAAAUGAUGAAUGUAGAAAGUAAAGGAAUGAGAGACCAGAGGUUGGAUCUUCAGAGAAGAGCAGUGGAAACUAGUGAUGAUGACCUUAUCCCAUUUGGAGACCGACCAACGGUAUCUCGAUUUGGUGCCAUCUCUCGAACAUCCAAAACACUGUAUCAGGGUGCUGGCCCAAUGCAAGCUAUGGCACCUCAGGGAGCACCCACAAAAUCUAUUAACAUUUCUGAUUACAGUGCAUAUGGAGCUCAUGGUGGCUGGGGAGACUCUCCAUACUCGCCUCAUCCAAACCUACCUCCUCAGGGACACCUCAUAGAGAGGGAGAAAAUGUGCAUGGCAGAAGUGGCCAGUCAUGGAAAACCCCUUCUGUCUGCUGAAAGAGAACAAUUACGGCUAGAAUUGCAGCAACUGAACCAUCAGAUCAGCCAGCAGACCCAGCUACGUGGACUAGAGGCUGUUAGUAACCGGCUGGUGUUACAGAGGGAGGUGAACACCCUGGCAAGCCAGCCACAGCCCCCUCCGCUGCCUCCAAAAUGGCCUGGAAUGAUCUCAAGUGAGCAGCUAAGCUUGGAACUGCAUCAGGUGGAAAGGGAAAUUGGGAAGAGGACCCGGGAAUUGAGUAUGGAGAACCAGUGUUCUGUAGACAUGAAAAGCAAACUGGGUACAAGUAAACAGGCAGAGAAUGGACAGCCAGAGCCACAAAACAAGGUCCCUACUGAGGACCUUACGUUGACAUUCAGUGAUGUACCAAAUGGAUCAGCCUUGACACAAGAGAAUCUCAGCCUCCUGUCAAACAAGACCAGCUCUUUGCACCUGUCAGAGGACCCUGAGGGAGGAGGAGAUGACAGCGACUCCCAGAGAUCAGGAGUGGUUUCCAGUUCUGCUCCCUAGAAUAUGGGCGCCUGCUUCUACCUUCUGCUCCUAAUCAGUUGGUGGGGCACAGGGAUAGAAAAAUGGAUAACGUCUAACCUUUUUCUCUGAGUGGUCAGUGAGGUCCAGGGAAAGCACCGGAGGCAAUGUGCACCAACACCACUACUAAGCAAACCUGCACAUAGUUCACAUUGACGCAUUUUUUUAAUUUUAAGAAAAAGAAAAUUAGCAGUAUCUGCAAGCAAUUCAGAUUAAAUUUGUUUUUGUUCUGUGAAUGAACUUUAUUUUAAUAACUUUGGACGCCUUGGAUCCGGGGCUUUAAAACAAAAGAAGAUAUUAUAUAUACACUCUGUUUGAUUAAUUGUAUGAUCUUAAUGAAGUAGGUUUUUCUUGUAUUUUGGUAUUAUUACAUACCCAGUGUAUAAUUCCUUUUUCCCAGUCCUUUCCAAUUCUCACAACCCUGUAAAUCAAAAUAGGCAAAAUGUACCAUUUCCAAGAAUUCUGUGGUAAUAGAUUGGAUUAUUAGAAACUGUGCAGCAAACUAAUUUUCCUAGAGCUAUUCUUUAACCCACCCCACAGCAGCCCUGUCCUGGGUCACUAGCUUUGUGGGUAGAUACUUGUUUUUUACAACAUUAAAACUUUAUUUGAGUAGGGUAAGGUUUUAGUUUCAACUUUUCAGAGAUAUCAACAUGCAGUUGAUUGUUUGGGCCACACAUUUUCAUGGUAAGGAUUCCUUGCAUUCUUGCGUUAAGAUCUGAAAGCCUAUUUAGUGUUUACAAUGUUUAGUUUUAAGUGAAGAUUAUUUUAUUUUAAGAAUGAACUCUAAAUUGGACAUAAUGGCUCAUUCCUGUAUUCCCCGGACUCAAGACGUUGAGGCAAGAGGAAACUGGAAUAAGAAAAAAACAAAGGAGCUUCAACUUGUUAAUAGUGCAAAUACCUGAUUCCUAGUCUAUGUUGAGCUCAUAUUGGAAAACUGAAGCUGUGCUUACAAAUUAAACUUCUCUUGAAACCCUAGAAUGGGAGAACCAGGACAAUGAACCAUAUUCUAAAACUUGGAGAUGGCUCAGCAGAAAAGCACUAGCUACUCUCCCAGGUUCUUCCCAGCACUGGCAAGGUGGCUCACAAUUGCUGGGAACUCCACUUCUAAGGGAACGGAUACUCUUUUCUGGCCCUUGUGGACACCAGACACAUAUGGCAAAACACACAUGAAGAAAACUUUUAAAAUAAAACUUAACACUUGAUUUGAACUUGAGUAAACAAGGGCACAUUAUUUCAAUGGAAUUUUUCUUUUCUUUUCAAAAGCUCAGGUUUGGCAGAUAGACACUGAGUCUUCAGGGCAGUUCAUGCACUGAUCACUGUCAGUACUCAGAACUAUCAGCAUAACUGAGUAACGAAGUGGGUUUUAUAGAUGUGGCUUUCUGACAUUAAAGACAUUUAUGAAAAUGUUGAAGAGUGAGGAAGAAUUUUUAUUUAGUUCUGCUGCACAUAUUCUAAUGCUACCACUGUAUGCUUAAUUUACAAAGCCCCUAUAAAAUGAAUUCAGCGGGGCACCAUUUCGUAGAAUCACUCCAUCCCUCUGAUUUACUGAUGUCAGUUUCCCUUUCUCGAUGAUUCUACUAAACAAGAAAGCACUGGUUAUGUAAUAAGUUACUGCAUUGCUUUGGUUGGGUAAAGCAAAAGUUUAUAUUUUUCUUAUUUCUCAUAUUCUUAACCCUUAACUCUUGCUGAGGUCAGAGCCAUCUCAGUCUAAGCUCUGUGUCCAUCAUCUUGUUAACUGAAACAAGUGGGUGGGGGUGGGAUAGGAAUGGGAUGGGUGGGAAGGGAAAAUAGUCCUGCCAUUGCCUACCAGUAGGAAAUCCAAACAGAACACUCAUUUGAGUAGCGAGUAUUUAAUUUGCCCAGUCAAGGCACCGUAUUUAUAUACUAUUUCACAUUGAAUUUGAUUAUGCCCUACAGACCUGGCUGGUCAAGGAUUUGAUAUACACAUAUUGGCUUGGGAUUCGAGCUUUCUUUUUUAUUUAAAUAAAAAUUUAUAUAUAUAUUAUAUAUAUACAUAUAUACAUGGCUAUAUCUGUAUAUAUAUCGGGUAUGUUUUAAAGAUUUCUUCGCAUGAGCGCAGCUGUUGCAAUAAGAUGACUGAUUGGGAGGUAGAGGCACCGAUGACGGUGAGGCAUUUCUCAGUUGAUGCAUACAUUUUCCUUUUAAUUUUAAGUACACAUUUGUACAUUUGGUUUUUUGGCCUUUUUUUUUUUUUUUAAGAUAAAAUGUCUCUUACAUUUAUACUUUACUCAUUAUUUAUUGAGAUAAGGAAAGAAAUGUCUGACAGGAUUUUUAUUUUUCUGCAUAUCUAUAAAACACCACAUUAUUGGCCUCUUGCCUUCAGAAGACAGAUUUGGGUAGAUCUUAUCUCCUUUGGACAGUCAGAUAAUUCCUAAGUCUUAGAAGCAGAUGGGUUUUUGUUGUUGUUUUUGAAAUUGGAAUAACUAGGGGGAAAUCUGCAUAUUGGUUUUCUUGGAGUUAAGAAUAAAAGUAAAUUUCCAUCGUAGUGUGUCUGGAACCCCAAUGUACACUCCGCUGCGGUGCACUAGUAUCCUUUUAGGUAUAUUUUUAUUUAGGGAGAAAAUUAGUCUUUUAAAUGGUAGUAUAAGUUCCCCAAGCCCCUGUCUCUAUAGCCAAUCUGGGUUGGGUAGAAAGUGGAAGACUGUGCCUACAAUUUUACUAUUUGGUCAUUUUCCCUUACCAAUUUUUAGGUGUUUUUUUGGGGGAGGGGGGUAGCAGUAUUGUCUGUGCCCACUGGCAGGUUUAGGGAUUCAAUAAAAACUCACAAGUUAGAGGGUUUUUGUCCCUUUGACAACUCGGUGUUAUGAAGCAACAAUAAACUGAAGUCUGACUUCAUGACUCUUAAUUGCUGUUUCUGUUAAAAUCUGAAAAGCAUUGGUUUUUAUUUGUGUCUGUAGAGACAUUUAAAAAAUGAAGCCCGUCAAAUAGGAAGUAAAGCUUGUGCACAGCCACCAGCCCCACCCUUUUUAGGACAGUCUUACCAAAUAGGCCACGCUGGUUCUGAACUCACGAUCCUUCUGCUUCAGCCUUGUGAGCGCUGGGAUUUCAGGCAGAUGACACCAUGCUCACCACCAUCCACACGCAGUAUGUGUGGCUUUUCGCUGAAAUGGUUUCUUCUGAAGAUGAUUACUUUUUAUUGUGUCCAAGAAUAAGAAUCACCUCAGAUGAACAAGGACAAGUCUGGAAGGGCUACACAGCACUGCAUGCAUCUUGUUCAGAAACGAGGCCAGAGCAGUGAGUUAACGUAGUGAGUAAGGGGUGCUUUGGCUCGUUCUGUUUCCAGUGAGUCUCUGGAACGAUAAAGGAAAGGAGAAUGGGAUAUCUAGACUCAGGCUCCUGCUUAGAGUCAGAGCCUGAAUGUGACCAAAGAACCACUCCUCACUACUUCUCUAGUUAAACAGAACUUGUACCAUAGGUUUCUAGUAGUGAUGUUCAAAUGGCAUCAAUGUUCAAGACACUAUUAUUAGUAAUUACAAAUAUUCAACAACUCAGAAUGUACAAGAACUUGUUUGGCACGUACGGCAUUAAUGUGGGUCAUUCCUUCUCUCAUCUUCCUCCCCUUGUGUUUUUUCCCAUGUAUUUAUUUUGCCUAACAGCAGAAGAUGGAUACAAUUCUCCCAUGCUACUUGGAUACAUGGUCCCCUUAGACUCUCAUGAGCUUCAGUGUGGGAGCUUGAAAUUUAGUUCCUAAAUUUCUUAUGAUUGUCUUUUUUCUUUUCUUCCUGACCCCUUGCCAUUCUGCAGUUUCCCCUUGACUUACCCAAUCUGUAACAGUGACAGUUUGCUGCUUCUAAACAGAGCAUUCAAAUGAAUUCGCUUAGCCAAUGACUUCUGUGAAGUUGCCUUUUCUAAUGGCGUUAUUACUCAGUGAUGCACAGAUGUGGUAUUUGCCCUACUGGCAGGCAAGCAAAGGUCUGGCAAAGAAUGAUAACCUGCUAUUUCUUUAAGGAGCGCCAAAGACUUGUGCUUUACUCUGUUUUGGUUUUAGGGGAAAUAGUAGCCAUUUUGAUUAUGAAAUCUGGUAGUAUUUGUAAGUUGAUUGUACUGUGUAAAUGUCUAAAGUUAGCUGUUAAGGGUUAGCUGGCCUUAUAAAAUGUAAAAGGAAUGAAAAUUUAUCAGUUUCUCUAAACCAGUAAAUAUCAUCCUUGACAAUAUUUGUUUAAGCAACUCACUCUCCCUUUGGGGAUCUCUUGAUGUAAUACUAUCUUCUGUGUCUCUCUGUACUUUCACUCGUGCCUACAGGACAAUGGACUUUCACUAUGGUCAAGUCCUGGGUCUGGGGAUUCCUCCUGAGCUUGACGCUUGUGAGAAACAAUUAACUGUAGUUACUUAGUACCUGCUCGGUUUAUGUUCAGGGAUAGCUUGAUUUCACUAAAUGGGAUUCAUUUGCUAUUACUUUUAUGUACAAAUGGAGGUAGAAUGAAAUUUCACUAUAUUUUUCACUUGGGCUUUUAAAGAAUCAAGUAAAGAGUUCAAUAUGUAAAAUCUUUGUGUAAAAACCAUCUAUGAUGAUUUAUUAAAAGAUACGCCUAAUUAGUUUUCAAGAGGAGUUAAUGACCUUGCAAAUUAACUGCAGUAUUUCACAAUCACACUCUUGCACUAUAAAAGGUUGGAUAGUGUCAAAAUCUUAAUUGUUAAUAUAUGCUGAUAGUGUUGCAAAGGGAUCUCAUCCCUGAAAAUAGAACUCAGAUUGGACAACCUCACUGAGACAACAAGCUGUCAACUACUGACACCAUUUUACCUGCAUGCUUGUUUUGCAGGCAAAACACAUAAAGUCUACCUUAGGACAGCUAUGGCUUUUUUUUUUUUUUUUUAAUAGCUCAGCUUUUUACAUAUUCCUGCUGAAAUGACUUGCUGGGAGUUUUUGGUAAAUUGUGCUAACAUAUUUUUUUAGUGUUCUCAAUCAGCUUUUCUGAGCCACUUCAAAGAGCUGGUUUGGUUUUAUUUUUUCAAAAGGUAUAAGAAGUAACAUUAUUUGAAAUUUUAAGAUUCUAUUUCUGUAAUUGCUAAAAGUGUUUUUAUAAGUAACAGAUUUUAAUUGAUUAGUAAUUCUAGUUACAUUAAUAAAGAAUAGGAAACUGCCACCCCAGGAGCAAGUGACACCUUCAAGUGUUCUCAGUAAGUAGGUUUCAGUACUACACUGAAUAAGUGGGCAAAGAACCCUUGGAAUCCCAUUGUGAGAAAGGGACUUCCCUUAGCACUGGAAUUGUUCUUAGAGCCUCUGGAUUUCAGACAAACACUGAAUUUCCCUGAACUUAUCCUUGAGCAAAAUAGCCUUCAUUUUCACAGGAAAGUAAGGCAUUGUAACCCAAGGUGGAAAACUUAACUUUAAGACAAUACUGUGUCAGAAAAACGUGUAUUUAGAAAAGUGAAAUCCUGUGGAGUUUGUUGUCCUAGUGUAUAUUAUAUAGUAGAUAAGCAACUUUUCUUUUGUAUUGAAGACUCAUUCUGGUUAGUUCAUUUGUUUUUGUUUGGUGUUUUGUUUUGUUUUGUUUUUCUGUCUUUCAUGCUACAUAUGUAGACAGAGCUCACAAGUCUUUGGCUCCUGUGUUGGGUUGUACACUCAGAGUCAUCUUAUAACUGGAAACUGUCAGGUGGUCAAAGCUCCAAUGAGCAGGAAAGGUGAGGAAAGGAUGCAAGACUGUGGAUAGUGCUCUGGGGUUUGUGUUUGGUUUUGGUCUCCUUUUAACAGUUGCCAUUUUUAUAAUUUAUUGGUGUAGCCUCUCUUUGUUUGUUGGCUGGCGUUUCACAGUAUAUCCAAACCACCCCAUAAAUACAGAGACAGCCCUGAGAGACUUUUCCCCCUAACUUUCACUUAUCCUCUUAUCCUUUGUCUUCCCACCUUUCUGUUAAAAGGAAAAAAAAAAAAACUUCACCGGUCAUACGCCUCAGUACCUCUAUUGAAUCUGACUUUUCAGGAGUAAUGCAAAAAGUGAACUAGGGUUAUCAGCAAACCUUUCACCCACCUAAACGAUUUCCAGUUGUGAGGUUCCUCUUCGUGUGUGGUCUUUUCCCUUUUACCCCCUGCAACCCUUCCUUGCCUAUGGUCAAUUGGUCUCACGACUCACACCAGUCGCCUGAGACAUUCUGCACUCAUUAUCACCUUUUUGGGUGGAUUUUUCUUAGGUUUUUGUUUUGUUUUUAAAAAAUAACUUUAACAUUGAUUCAUAUUUGCUUGGGAUAGAGCUUAUGUAAUUUACCAAUCGUAUUGAUUGUAUGUGAUUGUGCCCUGCAGAGGUAUACUUAACAUGAGUAAUCUUAAGUUAGUUAAGGAGCCGUGAGAUUUGAGUCAGAAUAGAGAUAGCUUUAUGGGUAGUGUGAAUUCCCUUCUCAGAAUCAGUGCUACGGAAAAUGCCAUUUUAAAAGAUUUUCCUACAUUCCUAUAUUUUCCCAUUGCCUCAGCUCCCUAUUGUUUUCUGACAUUUUCUACCCACCUGGGUAGAAAAAUUUUAAACCACGAGGUUUUUUAAAUUGAGCUGACUUUUAAGUGAAUGGACUUUGUGAGAUUUUUACAUUUUCCAAAUGUUUCCAGUUGAGAACAAAUGAUGGGUCGGACUUCACCAGCCUGUGACCAACUCCCUACUCUCUGGCCAAUAGUCUCCUUGACAGUGAGGUUUUGUCUGAAGGCAUUAUCUUCUGAAAGUUGUUUUUGUAUAGGAGAAAAAGAACCUUGCUUGAAAUGGAACAUUCCCUUUCUUGUUUAAUCUGUUUAGUAUUUCCAUGUUUAAACAGCUUUCAGAACAAAUGAGGUGGGGAAAAAGAACUAGGAGUGUGUUUAGGGCUCCCGAACUCUGGAUCUGAAUGCGUAUAUGUACCUCUUGUUGCAUAUUCUUGAGAAGAUUAAGGCCUUCUCUCUUAAUUUUGUAUUAUUUGUGUGCAUGUUGUUUAUAUUAAAGAUGGCACAUUUUGUUAAAAUGCUAUUUCCUUUCUUACCUUGGAAACUGACUCAGCCUCUCGUUGCUCCUAAGUAGGGUUUAAGGCUCUUGUAAGUUGCAGAUAAAAGGAUUCAUUUAACAAAUAGAAGGAGGUGAUUCACCUUUUGGAUUGUAAAUAUAUGAAAGUGUCUAAAGGUCUUUAUCUGCUUUCUGUCAGCAUUUAUAUUAAAUGAUAAAUUAAUGAGGAG
Messenger RNA from Rattus rattus (black rat), 10572 nucleotides. It is a transcript of the gene Rc3h1, whose product is annotated as ring finger and CCCH-type domains 1. The transcript has 19 exons. Lineage: Eukaryota; Metazoa; Chordata; Mammalia; Rodentia; Muridae. Gene Ontology annotation, molecular function: metal ion binding. Bases 18 to 3410 code for a protein of 1130 amino acids. The record is from RefSeq and is a predicted model, not a curated record.